Messenger RNA from Staurois parvus, 854 nucleotides. The record is from the annotation of a GenBank genome assembly. Lineage: Eukaryota; Metazoa; Chordata; Amphibia; Anura; Ranidae.
AUAUCAGGUGUUCCUAUCAGAGUCCCCCCUUACAUCAGGAGUCCUCAUCAAAGUCCCCCUUUACAUCAACUUCCCCAUCAGAAUGUUCCCUUACAUCAGGGUCCUCAUCAGAGUGCCCCUUACAUCAGGUGUCCCCAUCAGAGUGCCCCCUUACAUCAGGCGUCCCCAUCAGAGUGCCCCCUUACAUCAGGUAUCCCCAUCAGAAUGCCCCCUUACAUUAGGUGUCUCCAUCAGAGUGCCCCCUUACAUCAGGUAUCCCCAUCAGAGUGCCCCUUACAUCAGCGUCCUUAUCAGAGUGCCCCCUUACAUCAGGUGUCCCCAUCAGAGUGCCCUCUUACAUCAGAAUGUUCCCCUUACAUCAGGGUCCUAAUCAGAGUGCCCCCUUACAUCAGGUGUCCCAUAAGAGUACCCCUUACAUCAGGUAUCCCCAUCAGAGUGCCCCCUUACAUUAGGGUCCUAAUCAGAGUGCCCCCUUACAUUAGGUGUCCCCAUCAGAGUGCCCCCUUACAUCAGGUGUCCCCAUCAGAGUGCCCCCUUACAUCAGGUAUCCCCAUCAGAGUGCCCCUUACAUCAGGUAUCCCCAUCAGAGUGCCCCUUACAUCAGGUGUUCCCCAUCAGAGUGCCCCCUUACAUCGGGUGUCCCCAUCAGAGUGCCCCCUUACAUCAGGUGUCCCCAUCAGAGUGCCCCCUUACAUCAGGUAUCCCCAUCAGAGUGCCUCCUUACAUUAGGCGUCCCCAUCAGAGUGCCCCCUUAUAUCAGGUAUCCCCAUCAGAGUGCCCCCUUACAUCAGGUGUCCCCAUCAGAGUGCCCCCUUAUAUCAGGUAUCCCCAUCAGAGUGCCCCCUUACAUUAAG